This is a messenger RNA of Schistocerca gregaria, 2008 nucleotides long. RefSeq names its product sterol O-acyltransferase 2-like. The record is from RefSeq and is a predicted model, not a curated record. Gene Ontology annotation, cellular component: endoplasmic reticulum membrane. Gene Ontology annotation, biological process: cholesterol metabolic process. The transcript has 11 exons. Bases 78 to 1679 code for a protein of 533 amino acids. Lineage: Eukaryota; Metazoa; Arthropoda; Insecta; Orthoptera; Acrididae.
GGGCCAGGGACGCUGCGGUUCCAUACGCGCAGUGUUCGCGCUUAGUGGCAGGUGCUCGGUGCAGCUGGAAGCUCGCCAUGGAGGCCGAAGCGUCGGAGACCCGUGUGAGGGAAGUGGCGGGCGAUCGCGUGUCCACACUUCCAGAAGAUAAAAAGAAGUCGACGCCUGAUGUACUCGAACUGAAGGAGCGAAUACAGCAGCUGCAGACGGAGGCGGUGGAGCAGCUGGAGCACAAGCUGCAGCAGCUGGUGGAGGAGGCGCUGCGAGUGGCAGAGGUGCCGGCCACGCCGCCCUCGCCGUCCUACCACCUGCUCUACGACGACGCCACGUACCGCAACAGGACACUCCGGCCCAGUUCGGGAGCGAUGCCGGAGAAACAGUUCCUGCCCAGAGAGUCGCUACUGACGAACCUGAUGAGAGUGAAACACCUCCACACCGUCUACAACAUGUUCGUGGCCGUGCUGCUCAUGCUCUUCCUGCACACCGCCGUCUACGACCUCGUCACUGACGGGCAGUUGAAGCUGGGCUUCUCAACUAUAUUUUGGAAUUUUGGUGGACUGCACAUUGUAAUGGCAACCUGGGCCUCCAUGCAACUUGCAGUAUUUGCACUGUUCAUUGCAUUCUGUCACUGGGCAUCAUUUCGCAUUUCAUUGCCUAUUUCUGGAUUUCAGAGACAACUUCUGGACAAUAGUGCUCUGAUUGUCCUAAUUGCCUUCAAAGUUGGUUUCCUGGUGCUCCCAGUAUGUGUUAUACAAUAUAAUCAGUUACCUCCUAUCUCAGUUAUGAUCCUCCUUUGUGAGCAGAUGCGAAUGAUAAUGAAGAGCUAUGCAUUUUUACGAAGUCAAGUGCCAAAAGUUAAAAUGUUCAAGCCUCAUAAUGAUGCAACAGAUGUCCUACUACCUGACUUCAACCACUUUGUGUAUUUCAUGUUUGCUCCAGCCCUUGUUUAUAGAGACUCAUAUCCAAGAACUAAGGAGAUCCGCUGGAAGGUGGCAUUAUGGCAUCUGACAGAGGUUUUUGGAGUAAUCUUCUUCGUUAGCUUUUUGUUUGAACGCAGCUUGGUACCCAUGUUCAGAAAUUUUGGAAAGCAACAGCUGUCUCCUAAGACAAUGGUUGUAGCCAUUUUUGGUAGCAUGGUUCCUUCACUUACUCUAAUGCUUAGUAUAUUCUAUUGCAUUCUUCAUGCCUGGAUGAAUGCAUUUGCUGAAAUAACAAGGUUUGCAGACCGCAUGUUCUACAAGGACUGGUGGAAUGUUAAUUCCUAUAGAGCCUACUAUCGGAACUGGAAUGUUGUUGUCCAUGAUUGGCUGUACACAUAUGUGUACAAAGACCUGAAGGAGCUGCUAGGUGGCAAAAGACAAACUCUUGCUAUACCUGCUGUUUUCUUCCUGUCUGCAAUUGUCCACGAGUACAUUCUCACAUUCAUGUUUGGUUUCUGUUAUCCAAUGCUUUUCAUGGCCUUUGAAGUAUUUUCAGUGGGUCUGAUGUUUGUAUCACGUGAUCAGCUGCCAGGUAGCAAUCUUUUGAUGUGGUUGCUCUUCACAAUAGGAACAGGGCUUCUUACCAGCCUUUACAUGAUGGAGUGGUUCGCUCGACGCCACUGCCCUCAAUUUAUUGAUUCUACAUGGGACUUCUUUGUGCCAAGGUCAUGGUUCUGCUCUCCACUCACAUCUGAAUAACAAUGAUUUGUGUACCAUAAGUUAAGCAGGACCUCACUUUGAAGAUUGCUCUCAAAAGUUGUGGAUACUCAAGAGAACUAACUUUUAAGAAUAGAACUGACUUUUAAAACGAGAUUAUGUCAGUGCACCAGAAUAAAUUAUUUUUAUAGUGUAUAUAUACAGACAUUUUAAUUGUAUUCUAGUAAGUCCAUUUUGUUACAAUAUGCAUAGUUUGUUGCAAUGUUAACUCUGUGAAGAAUGUGACUGUGAAAGUUGUACAUUCUGUAUGUAAUGUACUUUUGCACUUCUGUGGUGUGAAAUGUUUCUAUGUAUAUGGCAUUUGUAACGUU